GGAGAGGGGCAGGCUCGCGAGGCCAUGUGAUGCUGGGCGACCGAGAGCCGCAGCCGCCGGAGCCUCUUCCUUUCCUCCCUCUGGUUUCGGGCUGUCAUGGCGACCCCCAACAGCCUGACACCCACCAGCUGCAGUUGGUGGCCCAUCUCGGCUCUGGAGAGCGAUGUGGCCAAGCCGGUGGAGGGCCCUGACGCGUCCGAGGCGGCCAGCCCCGCCCAUUGGCCCAAGGAGAGCCUGGUUCUGUACCACUGGACCCAGUCCUUCAGCUCGCAGAAGGUGCGGCUGGUGAUUGCUGAGAAGGGCCUGGUGUGUGAGGAGCGGGAUGUGAGCCUGCCACAGAGUGAGCACAAGGAGCCCUGGUUCAUGCGGCUCAACCUGGGUGAGGAGGUGCCUGUCAUCAUCCAUCGUGACAACAUCAUCAGCGACUACGACCAGAUCAUAGACUAUGUGGAGCGCACGUUCACAGGAGAGCAUGUGGUGGCCCUGAUGCCUGAGGUGGGCAGCCCGCAGCACGCCCGGGUGUUGCAGUACCGUGAGCUGCUGGACGCCCUGCCCAUGGAUGCCUACACGCAUGGCUGCAUUCUGCACCCUGAGCUCACCACUGACUCCAUGAUCCCCAAAUACGCCACGGCUGAGAUCCGCAGACAUUUAGCCAAUGCCACCACAGACCUCAUGAAGCUGGACCACGAAGAAGAGCCACAGCUCUCUGAGCCCUACCUUUCUAAGCAGAAGAAGCUCAUGGCCAAGAUCCUGGAGCACGAUGACGUGAGCUACCUGAAGAAGAUCCUCGGGGAGUUGGCCAUGGUGCUGGACCAGAUCGAGGCUGAGCUGGAGAAGAGGAAGCUGGAGAACGAGGGGCAGAAAUGUGAGCUGUGGCUCUGUGGCUGUGCCUUUACCCUCGCUGAUGUCCUCCUGGGGGCCACCCUGCACCGCCUCAAGUUCCUGGGACUGUCCAAGAAAUACUGGGAAGAUGGCAGCCGGCCCAACCUGCAGUCCUUCUUCGAGAGGGUCCAGAGGCGCCUGGCCUUCCGGAAAGUUCUCGGUGACAUCCACACCACCCUGCUGUCGGCCGUUAUCCCCAAUGCGUUCCGGCUGGUCAAGCGGAAACCCCCAUCUUUCUUUGGGGCGUCCUUCCUCAUGGGCUCCCUGGGUGGGAUGGGCUACUUUGCCUACUGGUACCUCAAGAAAAAAUACAUCUAGAGCCGACCCAGGCUUGGUGUCUGACUGUUGGUGUCUGUGCUGUGAUUCCCAGUGAGCUCUCAGUUUUGCACUGUCUCAUGAACACGUGGACAGCCCCUUCCACCCCUUGUUCGGAGUAAUUCUGUCGUCAAUGUGAAAACAUUCCAUAGUUUAGAAGUAGACAUCGCCAAUGCCGUGAGUUGAGGCCAUGGCUCUACUAAAGGAGAAAAGGAGCAAGUGAGAGAGAGAGACGGAAACAGUAUGAAUGCCUUUUCUUUCGAUUCAAGGUCCAGGAUGGAACUGUGGGGACUGGUUAGGAUCUGAGGUGAGUCCCAGGCUGUUUCAUCCCCUAGGGCCCAGAUUCUGGGAGGGGCUAGGUGCUCAGAGGGCCUGACCCCUCCCUUCCCCUUCCCUCUCGCCCAGGGAACUCUUCCACAGGACAAAGCCAACAUCAAGACUCUGCUCUUCUAAGCGGGACCUCUGGGUGGGGCUGGAGACCUGGAGACCCCAUGGGAGGCCCCUGAAGAUCAGAAGGGGCUUCAUUCUUCUCCUGGACAUGGACUGUGACAACGGUUGACAGUGGCAUUCAAUGCCAGGCUGUGUCUGGGCCUGGCACUAUGAGCACACCUGUCAUCCCCUCCCCAUACGCCGGUGUGUUUGGUUUGGCACUCGGCCGGAAGUCCCUGAAGGCAGCAUCCACCAUCCUCUCCCCGCCUGGAGUUGAGUUCUCCCACCACGUGAGGUGGACUUUCAGUAAAAUCCAUGCUGACCUCUCAGAAGGUCCUGGCCCGAGUGCAGGGGUGGGUCUGGAUGUGGAUGGACCUCAAGCCCCUCUUCCAGCCUCUGCCAAGCCAUCUCCUUUAAUGACCCCCUUUCCCAUCACUUGUGGGGCUCCCCCAGUGCCCCACCAUGCCACGCAGGGGGGUCUCUGUAUCCACGUUGCCCACCCUGGUCAUGUCUCACUUUCCUGUGCCUUUUGCAUAUUGGGAGAGGGUCCAGGUGUCACUGCUGCUCAUGCUUAGAAACCACUGAAAGCCCCAAUAAAGCAUCCAGGAGGAGCAGUUGCUUUUUAUUUCUAAACCUGUGCUGUCCACCCAUCCAGCUCUCAUUUCCAAAGUGUGUAACCAGAGAGAUAGAGGCGUGAGGUUCAGGUUCAGUGCUCUGCAAGGGCAAACAAGAGCUGAAUUUAGGUCUCAAGGUGCUGGUUCCAGGGAAGACUUCUAGAUAGGCUGCAAAGUUUUGACUAUGACAUAAACACACCUCACUUGGACUCAGUGCUUCAGAGUUCACAGAUCAUGUUCACAACCACUUGCUCGUGUUAACCUGUACACUGGCCUUCGGGAUGUACCCAGGGCAUAUGCCCCCACAAUUUCCCAGAGGAAAAAAAUGUGUUAAAAUGUCUAAAGAACAUUAAACCAGAAGUAUAAUUUGUGGAACAUCAGGUUUAGUUUAUUUAUUUUGCAAACAUGUAUAUGAAUGCCCAUUUUUCUCAUCCAGAUGAAAAGAAAAAAUAGCUAGGGCCAAGACAGGGCAAGUGUGAAACUCAGAGGCCACAGAUACCAUGGGGCACUGUCCACCCCU
This is a messenger RNA of Manis javanica (Malayan pangolin), 2760 nucleotides long. RefSeq names its product ganglioside induced differentiation associated protein 1 like 1 (gene GDAP1L1). The record is from RefSeq and is a predicted model, not a curated record. NCBI's taxonomy places the organism in Eukaryota, Metazoa, Chordata, Mammalia, Pholidota, Manidae.